Epinephelus lanceolatus (giant grouper) is the source of this 1399-nucleotide messenger RNA. RefSeq names its product phosphodiesterase 9aa (gene pde9aa). Gene Ontology annotation, molecular function: 3',5'-cyclic-nucleotide phosphodiesterase activity. The record is from RefSeq and is a predicted model, not a curated record. Gene Ontology annotation, biological process: signal transduction. NCBI's taxonomy places the organism in Eukaryota, Metazoa, Chordata, Actinopteri, Perciformes, Serranidae.
GGGUUCAGUCAGGAAAAUGUGCCCCCCCCCUUAUAUAAUGAUAAAGAGGAACUCUUUCAGAAUGUACUGACGCAAGUAGCAGAGCAGUUUUCAAGGGUGUUCAAGAUCAAUGAGCUUAAGACUGAGGUUACCAACCGCCUUGCCAUGUUGGAGAAGAGAGUAGAGCUGGAGGGGAUGAAGGUGGUGGAGAUUGAGAAAUGUUGCAACGACAUUAAGAAGCUCCAUGAGGAGAUGGCAUCCAGAAACAACAGUAAUUUUGUGGAGGACAAUAAGAAGCUGACUCCUCGUAGAGAUGUGCCCUCCUACCCAAAGUACAUGCUGUCACAACAGACCAUAGACGCCCUCAAAAAACCUGCCUUCGACGUCUGGCUGUGGGAGGCCAACGAGAUGCUGAGCUGUCUUGAACAUAUGUACCAUGACCUGGGCUUGGUCAAAGGCUUCAACAUCAACCCUAUCACACUCAAGAGAUGGCUGCUUUGUAUUCAUGACAACUACAAGAAUAACCCCUUCCACAACUUUCGCCACUGUUUCUGUGUCACCCAGAUGAUGUACAGCAUGAUCUGCCUCUGCAGCCUACAGGUAAGCAGCUUCUUGGAGACCUGAAUGCUGUGAGACUUGAGGCUUGGUUUAAUAAAGAAUUGAGCUGAGACUUGAAAGCAAAGUUUCAAGUUUUGAGCAGGUAAAAUUGGAGAAUGAUAAAAACUAACAAUGGCAGGCCUUGUAUGGCCACCCACCCUGCACAUUAUUUUUUUUAAAGUCCUACAUGUUGGUCCCAGCUACAUAAAAAAACCUCUAACACAGCACUGAAAAGCUGAGAUCUUAACAUGCUGAAAUGUCAAGACAUCAAAUAGUCAGCAUCUUAGCUUGUACACUGCUCUGAGACAGACACUUAGAUUAAAGGGGGCAUUCACCACCAAGUUUUCAUGGCAAAGUCAAUGUACUCAUCAUAAGGAGUCCCUCUCAGCCUGUGGAAACAGUUUGCAGAGUGUAUUUAGUCCCCUAACUUCAUGAAAAUAUAGGCUUAUACUAAACCACUGGAGUAGCCCUAGAUAUGAAAAGUUAGACAUUUUUGAAAAUAUGCUUAUUUACUACUUGCCAAAAGUUAGAUAAUAAGAUUCAGCAAUAACUAGUUAGCUUAGAACAGGGGUGGCCCACCAGUCAGAGACCAAGAGCCACAAAAAUUACUGUGGUACUACAAAGAGCCACAUCAUACACAUGUGUGGUUACAAACGCACUCCCUCUAUCACACAAACACGAAAUGACAUAAAAUCAAAAUCCAUACAUUUCCAAUUUUCAAAGCCAGAUUUAUUUAUCUCACACACAAAUGAAUAACCAUGAAUAGAGAUACACACAGUCUCUCCCUCUCAUACUGUCUUUCUCCACCCCCCUCCACAUCCAC